Molecule: messenger RNA, 471 nt
Organism: Effrenium voratum
Lineage: Eukaryota; Dinophyceae; Suessiales; Symbiodiniaceae
Source: the annotation of a GenBank genome assembly
AUGUGCGAGAUCAUCGAUUUGGAGGACGACGACGACGACGACGACGUCAUCCUGUUGGAGCCCGCGCCAGCACCGCCGCGCGCUGCAUUUGUGCUCUGUGUGGGCGUGGCCACAGGUGACGAACAGCUCCUGGAUUUCCUCGAGCGCCGGAACGUCUCCAGCGUGCUUGAUGCAAGGGAAAGGCCCGAGCGCCACGUCUCGCAGCUGCGCCGCCGCAUGGGCGCGGCUGGCCUGGUCUUCGAGUGGUGCCCGCUGAGCGGAGGCAGUGGUCCUGCACGCGCGGCCCUGGCAGCUGCAGCAUUGCGCCUGGCUGCAGCUGCCCGAGGUGGUGGCCGUCCUUGUGUACUGUUUGCUGGCGAGGACUGGCGCGGCUGCGGCGUGCGCGCUCGCCUAGCGCAGCAGCUCUGCCAGAGGGGUGUGGCGCUGCGCCAUGGUGAGGAGGAGGAGCCAAGUGCUGCCAAGAAGGGAUAA